AUCCUCCAGAGUGCGCUAUCUUGCGGCCAAAUCGCGAAGCUUCGAUAGUUCGAGCGCUGUUUUGUUAAUCGCGAAAAGCGCGGGUUUUGCACUUAUUUUCAGAAAUGAUAUAUGUGCAUUCUUCAAAAUUAUGAAUAACAAGCCUCACAUUAGAUAAAUAAAACUUAAUCUCCCUCAGAGUUUGUGAAGGAACUCCACGAAAGUUCUGCGAAGUCAAAAUGCAAGCAAUUUUAUUCAAAUGUUCUUAACUGAAGGUGCGGUUUUAAAUGACAAUGAAGUUUAAGAAAAGUUUAAUUAUAAGCCCAUGUCUCAUUGAACUCACAAAGUGAAGGAAACUAUAAUUUCGUAAUGAAAGUCUCUUAAGAUAUGAACAAAAUUUGAAAUAUCGAGAUGAGGACGAGGACUAAAGUCUCUAGACGCAUUUACAAAGAAAAAUAAUCCGAUACUUGAUUUAAGUUAUUAGUGGAUCAUCACAUUUUUUGUUAAAACGUUUGAAAAUCGGAACAUCAAGUGAAUAAUUUAAUCAACUGUGAGAUAAAGAAGAACAAAACGUCAACGUUCAUAUUGAAGAAAACAAAGUGCGAUGGAUUUUGUACUUCCACUGUUGAUCGUGCUGUUGCAACAAGAAGUUGGCGCGCUGAAGCUACUUCAGAUAAGCGUUCCACCAUACGCCGUGAAGAGUGGAAAUGCGCUCCUACAGUGCAGUUAUGACUUGGAGUCUGAUACACUUUAUUCUGUUUCUUGGUAUAAGGACAAUGAAGCUUUCUAUACUUAUAAACCAAAAUCGGACCCCAAACAACACAGCUAUGUGGUAGAAGGUGUAAGAGUCGAUCUAGCACAUUCGAAUCACCAAAAAGUUCACCUGAGGCACGUGGAACUUCAUACAGCAGGAAGGUAUAAGUGCGAAGUUAGUGCAGACGCCCCGAAGUUCUUAUCCUUAGAAAAGGAGGCAUUUAUGGAAGUUGUAGUUUUACCGCAAGAAGGGCCAAUGAUUACUGGCCAAGAAAAUAUUUAUGCAAGUGGUGAUACUCUUGCACUAAAUUGUACCAGUGGAAGAUCAUAUCCUCAAAGCCUGUUAAGGUGGUUUAUCAAUGGUAUUCAGGUUAAACCUGAUUCUGAAAUGAUUAUACCCCAACAACAUGGUCUCUAUAUUGUAAAAUCGAGUUUACGUCUCGAAGUUGGACCACACCAUCUUGCUAGCGGUCAGAUGAAAAUAAGAUGUGAAUCUGCAAUCCAGGCGACACAAAUGAAAGUACCGUUAAUUAACCUGCAAAAUACCGAAAUAUUGGUGCAAGGUCACGCCAGCAUAUAUUCUCCAUCUUUGUCUCUUUUAAUAAUAAUGCUUCUGGUGCGGCAACAUCUGGUGCAUUAGAAUCAUGAGAAUAAAAAUCCCUCAUUAAUUACAUGAAUAUUUUCCCUAAAAGAGCCAAUCGAAGGAGUAUCAGAGAUGAAAGACAGAAAUUGAAGAAGAUGAAAGAGAGAUACGUUUCGUGACAAAAGACAAUCAUAGACUACAUUUACAUGCGUUUUGCCCUUUAGACAAGACGUAACCAUCGAUGUAUGAUAAGUACAACCACAGGUGGAAAUUCAAUUAAACAUAUUGCUAGUUAUACUUAACUAGGCAUCUCAACACUUAAGUUUUGAUUUGUGAGUUAUUUUUUUAUAAAGUUUUCAAAUAGACCGGUCUGGAAGACCAUGAAAUAGAAUAAGAAAUUUCUGGCUAUGAGGUACUAUUAUAUUUUUUCCUUUAUUAUAAAUACCUAAACAUAUCAGUUUAUACCAAUUUAUACAACAUAAAAUACAAUCUCUUAUUUCAGUUAAGGCAAAUUUAAAAAUUAGUAAUAAAGAAGGCGAUUUUCACAAACAGUUUUUAUGUAUGGAUAUCAUCUUUAAUUGUGAAGAAUUUAAAACAAAAAGGGUGCGAGAUAUCGUGUUAGACUUCUGUACUCAAUAUUCGUCAAGGAAUUGCAAAAAAUUGUAUAUACCUCUUAGUAUGAGAAAAGUAAAUCAUGCCUUGUAUUACGGAACUACUAACAGGUCUUAGCAUCCUCGUAUUAUCAAUUUACUAAUUAUUAUUGAAUUAUU
Molecule: messenger RNA, 2085 nt
Organism: Belonocnema kinseyi
Lineage: Eukaryota; Metazoa; Arthropoda; Insecta; Hymenoptera; Cynipidae
Exons: 9
Coding region: 584-1372 (262 amino acids)
Source: RefSeq, a predicted model, not a curated record